Molecule: messenger RNA, 1871 nt
Organism: Triticum aestivum (bread wheat)
Lineage: Eukaryota; Viridiplantae; Streptophyta; Magnoliopsida; Poales; Poaceae
Exons: 2
Coding region: 17-1768 (583 amino acids)
Source: RefSeq, a predicted model, not a curated record
CAUGGGCUAGUAAAGGAUGGACGCCGCCCCGCCGUCGUCGCCAAGUCAACUCACCCCGGCGAGCGGGCUGUCUACUCCACCUCCUCAUUCGGCCCGGAUGGAGUUUGCAACACCAGCGGCCUCAGAGGAGCUUGGGCUGCCGAUCCAGUCCACGUCGGUGCACCCACUGCAGAGCCCGCCUAGCCAUCCUACAGGGUUGGCUGAACUGCGAGCUGUGACUCGCUCAACGAAUGGCUCGCCGACAGUGGUUGGGCCUUUGGGGAUGGUGUUAACGCCGACAUCACCACCCACGGUGAUCUCGUCGUUCGGGAUUAUAGCGUCGGCCUCCCCGACUCCUAGACCUAUGUCUUUAUGGCAUAGUGAGAGUCAUCCGGUUGCUGCUGAUGACUCGACAUCCAUAGAUGAGGACUCCACGAUGCAGCGUCAAGCUUCACACAACCUAGACUGCUCAGAAGAUGCAGUGGUUAUCGAUGUGCAAAAUGAGCUGCAUUCUUCAGGAGAUGGGGUGAUCCCCAAGGUCCGUGUGAACCUCCGGCGCGUCGCGACCGACCUGUUCACGCCGUACACCGUACCCAUCGGUCCUUACCAUGAAAGCGCGGAUUCCUGGCAGUGGACGGAAGUGAAGAAGAGGGCCGUCCGCGAUCUAGCAGGCGGGGCUAACCUCUCCGGUCUGGAGCGGGCCAUGGAUAGAGUGCGGUGCAGAGCGAGGGGAUGCUACACCCAUCUGCCGGAGCCGGACAACCACGCCGGCGACUCAGCAAAGUUCUCCCGUAUGCUGCUGCAUGAUGGGUGUUAUCUGGUUAGCCUCUUUGUAGACUGCUACCUGCAGUGUGAGGAGGCGACCGGAUCACCCAGCAGUCGGACUCGGACCAUAGUGUCCAGAGACAACACGGUGGUGCGGGACAUCCUGUACCUCCUUGAGAACCAGAUACCGCUGUUUGUCAUCCACGAGAUCCUGAAUUACUUGAGAGCACCAGGGGAAGUGACAUCCGCUGUGGAGUGCAUCGCGAGGCCCGUCGAGGAGCUGCUGCAGAGGCAGCUGUACAUCAGCAAGACGCCGCGGGAGGCGCCGUCGACGUCCGUCCACCUGCUCGACCUGGUGUACUGCUACAUGGCGUCGCGGCUGCUGCAGCAGCAGCAGCAGGAGGAGGAGGAGGAGCGGACAGCAGGCCUUCUAACGGGCCCAUGGCGCCGGGCGACCGAGUACCGCAGGUACGCCAACCUGCUGUUGAAGCGCCGGGCCUUUAGCGCCGGCGAGGAGUGGAGCAUCCUCGACGUGGAGCUCGACGGAGGAAACCUGUGGAUCCCUCUCCUACGCGUGGACAGCAACACGUGGACGCUCCUGCGGAACCUGAUGGCUCUGGAGGAGCAGCAGGAGGCCAGGCCCGUCACGGCCUACUGCUACUUCAUGUCGCAGGUGGCGUGCACGGCGGAGGACGUGGGGCUCCUGCGGAGCGCCAUGGUUGUCGAGCAUUUCCUGGGCAGCGACGAGUCGGCCGCACAGGGCUUUGCCUGUCUGUGCCACGGCAUGGCCCUGGACAUCCACAACCUCCAGCGGAACUACCUCAAGCCCAUAUGGCACGCCCUGGAGAAGCGCUGCGGCGUCCCGGCGCACAACUUCAAGGGCUUCUUCCGCGAGAAGCACUGCGGUAACAUCUUCUACCGCGUGGUGUUCUUCAUCGCCAUCCUCGUCUUUGUCUCCCAAAUGGUGCAGUCCAUCUAUGCGGUUAUCGCCUACCACAAACCCAAUACUCGUCUUCUUGCAUGACGUUUAGGAGCACCGCCGAAAUUACGGCCCAAUGUUUCGUCUUCUCGCCUUGUUGUUUGCGUGGCUACUUAACUUAAGAUUCUUCCUGCUGCUUUUUGCAUAU